Protopterus annectens (West African lungfish) is the source of this 11303-nucleotide messenger RNA. It is a transcript of the gene SVEP1, whose product is annotated as sushi, von Willebrand factor type A, EGF and pentraxin domain containing 1. The transcript is spliced from 49 exons. Gene Ontology annotation, molecular function: calcium ion binding. NCBI's taxonomy places the organism in Eukaryota, Metazoa, Chordata, Ceratodontiformes, Protopteridae. Bases 204 to 11027 code for a protein of 3607 amino acids. The record is from RefSeq and is a predicted model, not a curated record.
CAACUUUUAAUGUAACAUCAGCUGCAGGGAUAGAGCGCCUUCUGGACUUAGUACUGUCUUUUGUGAUGUGACAGGAAAAGCUGAACAAACUGCAAAUGGGAAAGGAAUGCAGAAGGAAGCCUUACCAUCUACAAUAAAACAAUCAAAAGGAGAACAUCAUUUGUGUUCUUGGAGCUGUUGGAAAAGUAUUUCUUUGAUACAAAAUGCAACCUUUGAUAUACUUUUAUUUGGGGCUUCCACUAGUUUGCUGUUGGCCCAAUUUACAGCAUUUCACAUUCUACAAAGGCUUUAACUUCAGCCUUCCCAGGAUUCUACAGCUCCCAAGUACCAGACAACAGCAGCUGGAAGCUAGCACAGAAAACAAAAUAGAGAAACUGGGACAGCUAUUCAAACAGAAUGUGAGGAAACUGAGAGAGAAAAGCAACAGCCUGGACCUAGUUUUCCUGGUGGAUGAAUCUUCCAGUGUUGGGAACACAAACUUCCUGAGUGAGCUGAGAUUUGUGAAAAAAUUGCUCUCUGAUUUUCCUGUGGUUCCCAGUGCCACAAGGGUGGCAAUUGUCACAUUUUCUUCAAAAAAUCAUGUGGUACCCAGAGUGGACUACAUCUCAGCAUCUCAGGCCAACCAUCAUAAGUGUUCCUUGCUAAACCAAGAGAUCCCUAGUAUAACCUAUCGGGGAGGAGGGACCUAUACCAAAGGAGCUUUUCAACAAGCAGUGGAAAUACUGCAACAUUCACGUGGGAAUGCUACAAAGGUUAUAUUUCUUAUCACAGAUGGAUACUCAAAUGGAGGGGAUCCAAGACCAGUUGCAGCAUCUUUACGUGAAGUGGGAGUGGAGAUCUUCACUUUUGGAAUUUGGCAGGGUAACAUUCGAGAGCUUCACGAUAUGGCAUCAUAUCCAAAGGAAGAACACUGUUAUUUUGUCCAUAAUUUUUCAGAGUUUGAAGCCUUGGCUCGGCGAGCCCUUCAUGAAGAUCUUCCAGCAGGGAAUUACAUCCAUGAAGACAUUUCUCGUUGCUCAUAUCUGUGUGAAGCUGGACAGAGCUGUUGUGACAUAAUGGCCAGCUGCAAAUGUGGCACUCACACUGGUCAGUAUGAGUGCAUAUGUGAAAAGGGAUACUAUGGGAAAGGACUGCAGCAUGAAUGCACAGCAUGCCCUCCUGGGACCUACAAACCUGAAGCAACACCAGGUGGUCUAAGCACAUGUAUACAAUGUCCAGAUGAAAACCACACAUCUCCCCCUGGAAGCACGUCUAUGGAAGACUGUGUUUGUAAAGAAGGUUUUCAUGAUGUUGAUCAAACUUGUGAAGCUGUCCACUGUCCAGAGCUACAGGCCCCAGAGAAUGGUUACUUUGUUCAAAACAUUUGCAACAACCACUUCAAUGCAGCAUGUGGUAUUCGAUGCAGAACAGGAUUUGAUAUUGUUGGUAGUAGCAUCCGUCUCUGUCAGUCCACUGGACAAUGGUCAGGUGUGCAGCCCACCUGCAGAGUUCGAAAAUGCCCACUACUCCUUACUCCUUUACAUGGGCAUGUUAACUGUUCAACCAGUGAUACUUCAUACAGAACUGAGUGCCAUGUAACUUGUGACAGAGGUUAUCGGCUAAAAGGAACAUCGAAACUCACGUGUCAAGCAAACUCUCAGUGGGAUAAUGAUGCACCACAAUGUAUAGAAAUUAACUGCCCGGCAUUACAGAAACAAAAAGCUGUUGUUUUAUCCCCAUUGUCAUGUGCUCUUGUGGUACAGAAGCCUGGAACUGUGUGCCACCUCAGCUGUCUGUCUGGUUAUAGUCUGAAUGAAGGAUCAGAUUUUGUUCAGUGCUUAAAAUCUGGAACCUGGAGCAUGAAUGUUCAGCACAUCAUCUGCCGAGAUACUGAGCCUCCUGAAAUCAUCUGUCCCAACAAUAUUGAGGUUGAAACGUUGGAGCAUCAGAAUUUUGCCCAGGUCUUCUGGAGCCAUCCAAAAGUAAAGGACAACUCAGGUGAAGAGGUUUCCAUCCAGAGUAUUCCUCCUUUUAGUCCUCCAUAUCAAUUUCCGAUUGGAGAAAUGAUGAUCGCCUAUACAGCCACAGAUAAAGCAAAAAAUACAGCAAGCUGCUCUUUCAACAUCAAUGUUAUAGACAGAGAACCUCCUAUGAUUGACAGAUGCAGAUCUCCCUCACCUGUUCUUACAGUAGAAAAAGAAUAUAAUGUGACUUGGGAUGAGCCACAGUUUUCUGAUAAUUCAGGGGCACUGCUAUCUAUAAGCCAUACACAUUCUCCAGGUGACAUUUUCCCUCAAGGGGAGACACUAGUGCAGUAUGUUGCCACUGACCCAUCAGGAAAUAACAGGACCUGUGAUAUUCACAUCAUCAUAAAAGAUUCUGCUUGCAAUAUCCCAUUUACCCCAGUAAAUGGAGAGUUUGUCUGUCAAAAUGAGGAGGAAUUUGUCAACUGCACCUUAUAUUGCAUGGAUGGAUACGGCACUUUGACAGAAUCAGCGCAGAGUUACUACUGUGCUCAUGAUGGGGUCUGGAAACCACCAUUUUCUGCAGAAUGGCCAGACUGUUCUUUGAACCGGUUUGCAAACCAUGGCUUCAAAUUGUUUGAAUUACAAUAUAGAGCUACUCGAUGUGAUGAUAUUCCCCUGCUAAAUAAAUUUUCUAAAGAAUUUGAAAUGACUCUUGGGAAACUGGUACCCUCAUUUUGUGAUGAUGACAGUGACAUUGAAUGCAGCCUGGGACAUGUGAUUAGAGGCCAGUGUCUUGAGUAUAAUUAUGAUUAUGAAAAUGGAUUUGCAAUCGGACCAGGAGGAUGGGGAACAAGUUGGAGUAUACAGAAUGGACUGGAUUACGUAUCUGAAGACUCAGAGGCAACUUGGCAAACAGACAGUCAUGUAGGCAUGAAGCCCAGAAGAGUUAAGCGGUACAAGAAGCUAGACAAUUCAUUAACUGACCAGAAAAUUCAGCUAAUUUUUAACAUUACUGCUUCUAUACCAUAUCCCAGGAGGCGCAAUGACACUGCAGAAGCCCUAAACCAGCAGAGGAUAUUAAGAACGCUUGAGAAGAUUACAAACAGGCUGAAAAGGGCUCUUAGUCGUGACCCAAUACAAGUAUUUCAAAUUGAGUCAGAAAUGGUGUUCGCUGACACCAAGUCUUUGGAAACAGAGAAUGCGAUUCUCUUCUGUCGACCAGGGUCAGUGCUAAAGGGACAUAUGUGUGUCAGCUGCCCGCUUGGAACCUACUACUCUCUAGAACAUAAAACCUGUGAAAGCUGUUGGACUGGAUCCUAUCAAGAUGAGGAAGGACAGCUAGAAUGUAAACAUUGCCCAGCAGGAAGCUACACUGAGUACAUGCAUUCCAGAAGUGCAUCGGAGUGCAAAGCUCAGUGCAAACCAGGAACAUACUCUCAAAAUGGUCUUGAGAUCUGUGAGUCAUGCCCAUUUGGCACAUACCAACCAGAGCAUGGUUCAAGGGACUGCAUUCCCUGUUUGGAUGGCAGUUCUACAGUGAAAAGGGGGACUGUGGAUGUUUCAGAAUGUGGAAUGCCAUGCCCUGCAGGAGAGUUCUCUCGCUCUGGUUUACUGCCAUGUUAUCCUUGUCCAAGAGACUAUUAUCAACCCGAUAUAGGAAAGUCCUUCUGCCUGGCUUGUCCAUUUUAUGGCACAACAACUAUCACUGGGGCCUCUAACAUUCGGCAUUGCUCAAGUUUCAGUUCUUCCUAUGCAGCGCCAGAGGAAAGUAUAAAGAUUCCAUCUUCUGAAAAUAUUAGCAAACGACAUGCUGUCAGUAGCCAGGUAUACCACCCAUGUUUCGAGAAUCCAUGUAAUAACGGAACCUGCCAAAAACAAGGAACAGGGAUUGGCUACACUUGUACUUGUUACUCUGGAUUUGCAGGCUCAAAGUGUGAAAUCGAUAUUGAUGAAUGCAGCUCGGGCCCCUGUCAGAAUGGUGCUGCUUGUAUUGAUGACAUUGGAACCUUUCAGUGCCACUGUCUACCUGGCUAUUUAGGUACCCUUUGUGAAGAAGAUAUUAAUGAAUGUGAAUCUAGCCCAUGUCUGAAUGAAGGCAUCUGUGAAGAUAAGAUCAAUGCAUAUCACUGUAGAUGUAAGAAAGGAUUUACUGGCUCUCAUUGUGAAACAGAGAUAAAUGAGUGUGAGUCAAGCCCUUGCCUAAAUGGUGGAGUGUGUCUCAAUCUGAUAGAUGCCUACCAAUGUACCUGCAUUCCUGGUUUCGCUGGUGACAGAUGUGAAGAAAACAUUAACGAAUGUUUGAACAAUCAGUGUCGUAACGGGGCCUCAUGCAUUGAUGAGGUUAAUACGUUCAGUUGCCAGUGUGCACCAGGAUUUGCUGGAAAAUUAUGUGAAGCUGAUAUUGAUGAGUGUGGCUCCAAUCCCUGUUUAAAUAAUGCAGUCUGUGUGGAUGCGUUGAACUCCUUCAUCUGCAAAUGUCCACCCAGCUUUGGUGGAAGUAGAUGUGAAACAGAAUUGUCUGCUGGCUUUAACCUGGACUUUGAGGUGUCCGGAAUCUAUGGAUAUGUUAUCAUGGACAAUGUACUACCGCCACUUGAUGCUGUCAGCUGUGCUUUUUGGAUGAAAUCCUCUGAUACUUCAAAUUAUGGAACUCCAAUUUCAUAUGCAGUUGAUGGAAAUGAUAAUGUAUUUUCUUUGACAGACUAUAACGGAUGGGUCCUGUAUGUAAACGGAAAAGAUCGGGUAACAGACUGUCCAUCUGUGAAUGAUGGAAAAUGGCACCACAUAGCUAUAACAUGGACUAGUUCCAGUGGAGAGUGGAAGGUGUAUAUCGAUGGAAAAGUCUCUGAUGGUGGCAGGGGUUUAUCCGUGGGCUCAAGGAUACCAGGUGGUGGUGCAUUAGUUCUCGGUCAGGAGCAGGACAUGAGAGGAGAAGGAUUCAACCCUGCAGAGUCAUUCGUAGGGUCUCUUAGCCAACUUAACAUGUGGGACUAUGUUCUAACCCCUGAACAGGUGAAACUGCUCAGUACAUCUUGCCCCGAGGAUAUCAAGAAAGGCAAUCUAUUAGCUUGGCCUGAUUUCCUUAAAGGAGUGAUUGGGAAAGUAAAGAUUGAGUCUAACAGCAUUUUCUGCGCUGACUGUCCAGUGUUACAAGGUGCUGUUCCACAUCUGCAAUCAACAAACACUAACGUAAAACCAGGAUCCCAAGUAAAACUUUUCUGUGAUCCAGGUUACCAACUGGUAGGCGAUCAUUCACAGCAAUGUCUGAACCUAGGACAAUGGAGUCAUCCUCUUCCAUACUGUGAAAGGAUUUCUUGUGAAGAACCAACACCCCUGGAGAAUGGGUUUUACUCGUCUGAAGAUUUCUAUGCUGGUAGUACAGUUGUGUACCAGUGCAACAAUGGUUACUACUUGCUUGGAGACUCAAAAAUGUCCUGUCUUGAUGAUGGCAGCUGGGACAGCAUCUCACCUUCUUGUCUUGAUGUUGAUGAAUGUGCAUUAGGAUCAGACUGUGACAAACACGCAUCGUGCCUCAAUACAAAUGGAUCGUACAUUUGUACCUGCAUCCCACCGUAUACAGGGGAUGGAAAAAACUGCACAGAACCAGUCAAAUGUAAAGAUCCCGGCAGAAUGGAGUAUGGCCAGAUACACGGCAGCAUUUAUACAGUUGGUGGUGAAAUGACAUUCACAUGUGAAGAGGGCUAUGAGCUGUCUGGAGCUUUUCAUGUCACCUGUUUGGAAUCGGGAGAGUGGGAUCAUGCACUUCCUCAUUGUCAAGCUGUGUCCUGUGGUAUUCCGGUAGUCCCACCAAAUGCAGGUGCGGAAGGUGCUGACUUCACAUAUGGCAGUAAAGUAAUAUACAGAUGUAAUAAAGGAUACACACCAAAAGAAGAAAAAGAAAUCUUUUGCAUGCUCAAUGGAAGCUGGAGUCACAGCCCACCCCAUUGUGAACUAAUCACAUGCAGUGUUCCUGAUGAUAUAAAAAAUGGGAAGCUAAUUCUUAAUGGAACAACCUACCUGUCAACUGUGUCAUAUGAAUGUGAUUAUGGAUUUAGGUUACAAGGGCCUUCUGUAUUGCAAUGUGGAGACGAAGGAAAAUGGAAUGACACCUACCCAGUAUGUGUGCAGGUAUCCUGUGGAAAUCCUCCAACAAUUAAAGAUGGCAACAUCACAGGAAACAACUUCAUGGUGGGAAGCAGAAUUUCUUAUGUCUGCAAGGAAGGCUUCAUUCUUAUUGGCCCAGAAAUGAGAGACUGUUUGGUCAGUGGUGAAUGGAGUGGUAGCACUUCUCAGUGUGUUCCUCGUUCCUGUGAUGAGCCCCCUCCAGUUGAUCAUGCAUUAGCAGAAGCCCACCAUCGACUUUUCGGAGACAUAGCAUUCUAUUUCUGUAAAGAUGGCUAUAGCAUUGGAAAUAACUCUGAGAUGCACUGUAAUGCUGAAGGCCUUUGGGUUCCUCCACCUGGAAAGACAGUCCCUCAUUGCAUAGCUGACUUCUGUGAAAGACCACCAGAUAUUCCAUAUACCAUCUUAGAAACAACUGAAAAAGAAAAAUAUGCUACUGGUUCAGUAGUUAGCUUUAAGUGCUUGGAAGGUUUUAUUCUCAACACUUCAGCUGUGAUUGAAUGCCUUCCUGGUGGUCAGUGGGAGAGUUCCCUAUUCAGAAUACAGUGUAUCCCAGUCCGCUGUGGAGAACCUCCAAAAAUCAAAGAUGGUUAUGUAAGUGGCACAAAUUACAGCUUUGGUGCUUUAGUUGCAUAUACCUGCAAUAAAGGAUUUUACAUAAAAGGAGAAAAGAAAAGAACAUGUGAAGCUACUGGAGAAUGGAGUGGUGUUCUGCCAACAUGUCAUGCCGUCCCUUGUGGAGAGCCUCCAGGAAUUGAAAAUGGAUGGGUUAAGGCAAAAACUGGGACAGACUAUAGGAGUGAAGCAACCUAUCAGUGCAAAUCUGACUUUAAACUUACUGGAAGUUCCACUCGUAUAUGUCAGGCCAACCGUCAAUGGUACAGUGAGAGUCCCCCUUCCUGCAUCCUCCAGGCAUGUGAAAAGCCUCCACACAUUAAACAUGGGUAUUCAAAAGGAAAUAUUUUUAGCAUAGGUUCUGAAGUUUCUUUUUUCUGUGAUGAGGGUUAUAAACUGGUUGGAGAUGCCAAGUGGACAUGCCAAAAAAAUGGAAGUUGGAAUGCAAAGAUAGUCCCAGAAUGUGUUGCAGCAAAAUGUCCUGAUAUUCCACUUUUAGAAAAUAAUUUAGUUGUGAAAAGUGCAACAAAAGAUACAGGAACUGUGCAGUUCAUGUGCAUGGAAGGUCAUGCUUUGCAUGGCUCUUCAGUGCUGAAAUGUUUGUCAUCCCAACAAUGGAAUGAUUCAUUCCCCAUUUGCACUCCUGUCACGUGUAGUAAACCUCCAGAUGUCCCCUAUGGAGAGCCUGUGGUUUCAUCUCUCUCGUUUGGAAGCACUGUUAAAUACACUUGUAUGGAUGGAUUUCUCUUUAAAGGUACACCUACUCUAACCUGUCAAGAUGAUGGAACAUGGAGUUUUCCAUUACCAGAAUGUGUCCCAGUAGAAUGUCCUCAACCAGAAGAGAUUAAAAAUGGGAUUGCACAUGUGCAGGGUCUUACCUAUCUCAGUACAGCUUUAUACACAUGCAAAUCUGGAUUUAACUUGAUAGGAAACACUACAAUACUUUGUGGAGAAGAUGGAUUCUGGAUAGGAGACAAACCUAUUUGUAUGCCAAUUCAAUGCCCCAAACCAAAAGAGAUGCCAAACUCAAGAACUGUUUACACAGACCUUAAUUAUAGUGAUACUGUUACAUACUUGUGUGACAGGGGGUUCAGACGUCAAGGUCAGAGUACUUUAACUUGUUUAGAGACAGGUGAGUGGGAUGCAGAAGCACCAUCUUGUAAAGAAAUACUCUGUGAACCUCCUCAUCCCAUUCAGAAUGGUUUUCUUGAAGGUGCAGACCAUAGCUUUGGAGCUAUGAUUAUUUAUAGCUGCUUCCCAGGAUUUCAGCUAUCAGGACAUGCUAUGCAAACAUGUGAAGAGUCUGGAUGGUCCAGCUCAAUGCCAGAAUGCCUGCCUAUUGAUUGUGGCUUGCCUCCUCAUAUUGACUUUGGAGAAUAUGUAAAGCUCGGGAACCUUCAAGGCAUGUUCCAUGAUGAAACAUACCAGUCUCCUCCCAGUUAUUUGAGUCCAUUAACAGGACAUGAAGAUGACAAUGGUGAUGCUGAACAAAGCAAGAAAGCCACUGCAACUGGCAGUGCUCUGGAUUCUUCAGGAUUUCCAUAUGGAACUGAGAUCAUGUACACUUGUUACAGUAAUUAUGAAUUAGUAGGCACUUCUGUGCUCUUUUGUCUUGAGGAUGGCACAUGGAAUGGCAGUGCCCCAGUAUGCAGUUCUGUAUUCUGUGAACCACUUACUGCUCCAGAAAAUGGGUUUGUUCAGUCCACAGAUAGCCUGCAUGGCAGUUCAGUGUGGUAUGGAUGUAAUUCAGGAUAUGAACUGUCAGGGGCAGCAGUAAGACACUGCUUGCCAAACAGAACAUGGACUGAUGAACCCCCUGCCUGCAAGCCAGUCACAUGUCCUGUACCUAAUAACAUCAGCAAUGGAUCCAUAAACAUGAAAGAUAAUACAUUAAUGAGUGUAAUUUACUAUAGUUGUGACCAUGGCUAUAAACUGAGUGGUCCCAGUAAAAGGACUUGCCUGGAAAGUAAGGAAUGGGAUACAACAGAACCUGCAUGUGUUCCAGUAUCUUGUGGAAACCCAGUCAUACCUGAGAAUGGACAUAUUAUAGGAGAACUGUAUUUAUUUGCAGAAAGUAUUGAAUAUAAAUGUAAAGAUGGAUAUCAGUUAGAAGGUGAGCUGAUCAGUACCUGUUUAGCCAAUGGAAGUUGGAGUACAUUAGCUCCAUUAUGUCAACGCGUGGUAUGCCGUAGCCCUCCAAGUGUCCCUAAUGGUGAAGUUACUGGAGAGAGCUACCGCUACGGGGAAGCAAUACAGUACCAUUGCAAUGAAGGUUAUAUUUUACAUGGAGCUCCAAAAUUAUACUGUAAAGCUGAUGGAACCUGGGAUAUGGAAGCACCAACUUGCAUGCCAGUCAGUUGUGGACCUCCAGAAGACAUAUCCCAUGGACAUUUGGAUGGACUCAGCUUCAGUUAUGGUGAUCAUGUUCAGUAUUCCUGUUUUCCUGGUUAUGAACUGAAAGGGAAUACAGCAAGACAAUGUCAGUCGAAUGGCAUGUGGAGUGGAAGUUCUCCAGUCUGUGAACCUUGUAAAUGUCUACCUCCACUUAUUGACAAUGGACUCAUAAUUGGGCAGGAUUUCAGUUGUGGGGAGAAAGUCACAUUCAAGUGUCGAGAAGGAUUUAAACUACUUGGAUCAUCUGAAAUCACAUGUGAAGCUGGUAGUAAAUGGAGUUCAAGUUUUCCAUUCUGUGAACAAAUUUCAUGUGAGCCGUUCCCUGUAGUGCCAAAUGCUUAUGUAAACAGUUCAUCGACAGAAGACAUAGUAAUUUACAGCUGCAUGCCUGGAUAUGUAAUGCAUGGAGAUGCAAAGCUGACCUGUACAGAUCAGGGUGAGUGGAGCAAACCAUAUCCAGUCUGUGAACUUGCAAGCUGUGGCUUGCCCCCUCUUAUUCAAAAUUCAGUAGCACUGGGGAAUUUUUACACAUAUGGAAGCACAAUUCUAUACAGAUGUCUAGAUAAUUAUAUAAUGAACAGUGAUACAGACACUAUCACGUGUCAGGAAGAUGGCCGCUGGUCUAAUAUCAACAUGUCAUGUGACUUAAGAAUAUGUCCUCUGCCAACAAAUAUAUCAAAGGUCAUUUUCAGUGGAACAGAUUUUACUAUAAGUUCAUCGAUUAUUUUGUCAUGUCGGGAAGGCUACAGACUCCUUGGAGAAAGCAUUUCUAUAUGCCAGCCUGAUGGUACAUGGACAUCCACAUUUAGUGAUGAUGUUUGCACUCCUGUAUCCUGUGAGAGGCCCAGAGCUCCAAUUAAUGGCAAAGUUCAUGGGACUGGAUAUGCUUUCAAUGACAGCACUGUUUAUAGCUGCAACUCUGGCUAUGAGCUACAGGGCAUUGGUAUAAGACGCUGUGAAGCAAAUGGCUUAUGGAGCGGAGAAGAACCAGAAUGUAUGGAAUUUAUGUGUGAAACACCAAGAUGGUUGAACAAUGGCCGAGCAGACUAUGAAAAUCUCACAAUUGGAAGCAGGGUACAUUAUUCUUGUGAAAAGGGCUACGAACUGGAUGGAGAAUUUCAUGCAGAGUGCACCAAAAAUGGAACAUGGAGCUUUCCUGCCCCGGUCUGCAAACCAAAAGUAUGUCCUGUGCCAGCUGGGCUCCCAGAUAAUGCUGUAGUUUCAGAGACCAUUUUCUACGUAGGUCAGGAAGUAACCAUUUCUUGCCAUAAAAAUUUUCGCCUUCAAGGACAGGCAACAAUUACAUGCAAUAGUGACCAGACAUGGACAUCAGUUAAUGCUACAUGCAAUAGAAUCUCCUGUGGCAUGCCGCCUCAUGUCAAAAACGCGAUGACAAGAGGAUCUUCUUUUGACUUUGGAGACAUAGUGACGUACUCAUGCUAUGCUGGGUAUAUGAUGGAGGGAUCGUUCAGAAUCACUUGCUUGAAAAAUGGAACAUGGACUACAACACCGAAAUGUAAAGCUCAGUGCAGGUUUCCUUGCAAAAAUGGUGGCACCUGUGAGAGACCUAAUUCAUGCUCCUGCCCUGAUGGAUGGAUGGGACGAUUUUGUGAAGAACCGAUAUGCAUCCUGCCAUGCCUAAAUGGAGGCAAAUGUGUUGCACCUUACAGCUGUGAAUGCUCCAGAGGAUGGACUGGAUCUCGAUGUCAUAUCGCUGUUUGCCAGUCUCCUUGCUUAAAUGGUGGGAAGUGUGUAAGGCCGAACCGCUGUCAAUGCACAUCUGGCUGGGUUGGAUAUGACUGUUCAAGAAUUGAAGAUGAUGCUUCUCCUAUGCCUUUGAAUCUAGGAGUACAGACUGGAAAUUUUAUAGGAAAAGAAAGACUGCCUUUUAUCCAUUUUAAAGAAAGAAACAUCAGAAGCACUAUGAAAAUCAGAACAAUUUCAGAGUAGCAGCUGACCUCAAAUUAAUACAGUGUUAUGUCUACAUUAUACUGUAUGAUACUGUAUUUGUUUAAGAUUCUAUAUUAUAUAUUUUCUUACCUAUUUACAGUUUAUUUUUAAAUGGCUGUUUUUAACUAUACAAAAAAAUCGUAGUUUGUUGUGAAUUACAGCAUAUCGCUUCUUUUACAAGAAGAGGUACUUGUACAGAAUGUUGGACAAUGUUAAAUUCUAUGAAUAUGAUUUGUUAAGUAAAAUAAUAAAGUACAUUGGUGCUUUAAAUAUGCA